Messenger RNA from Cadophora gregata, 609 nucleotides. RefSeq lists its product as uncharacterized. The record is from RefSeq and is a predicted model, not a curated record. The transcript has 4 exons. Lineage: Eukaryota; Fungi; Ascomycota; Leotiomycetes; Helotiales; Ploettnerulaceae. The coding region runs from base 1 to 609 and encodes 202 amino acids.
AUGCCAAAUUGGAAGAGUUACGAAUCUUCCGUCCGACUUCUGUCGGCCAUUAUCGCCGCCCACCCGGGACUGAAGCUCAACUACGACGACGUCGCUCGUUACUACGGGGAUGGGGCAAAAUACAAGUCUGUCUGGGACCGCAUGAACAUCAUCAACAAGAAUGCCAAGGCCAUCGCCGCUGCAGUUGAUGCUGGACAGGAUCCCUUCACCGUCCCCUUGGAUGAUACCCAGACCACUGCCAAGUCUCAGAAGGCUCAAGACAUCUCUUCGAGAUUCGGUGGCGACUGCACCAAGUCCGCUAUCGAGAAUCGCUUCCGUCGUAUCAAGUCCGAUGCGAAGUUGAUCAACGAUGCGGUCAAGAAUGGAGUUGAUCCUAUCACCAUCAAUGUUGGCGACACCGAUGGCAUGAUCGCUAUCGCCGGAACUGGUCGAGGCAAUGAGAUUGCUCGUUGUUAUGGUGGUGAUGCCACGGAAAGCGCAAUUGUAAAUGCCGUUAAGCGACAAGUUCGGCCACCUGUUAAAUUGGUCCUUGAGACUCUGGCUGCUGGCGGUGACCCAGCUGACUUGGACCUCCCUGGCAAAUGGAGAGGUGCACAGGGCAAGUUCUAG